AGAGAAAUCCUGCCUGUUUGCAGUUUGGAAACAUGUGGGAGUGGUUCCCUCGGCUGCUUGCUCCUGACCUCUGUGCACACCUUGGUCUGCCUUGACCUCGCCCACACUGAAACCACAUAAAUCAGAUUUUUGACAUGGUGUAAAGUGCAAGUCACUGCUGCCGAAGCUCUCAGUGUUCAAAAACUUGGGAAAUGCUGCAUGUCUAGCUAGCAAAAUUUACUUUUUGUAUGGGAAUAUAAAUUUUUGUUGAGAAAUAGGUGUAGGAAAAACUUGAAUAUUGUACCUGUUCUUAUAUGAAACAGUAGAUUAAACUUUCCACUGCAGUCUGUGGACUACAUCACAAGCUGGCAAUCACAACGUACUGUCUUUCAACCCUAAUCCUUUUCACCAAGAAUGAAGCUAUUUAAAAACUAAGAUGCCAACAGAUCACGAGGAGCCCUGUGGCCCCAGUCUCAGGUCAUUUUGCCUGAAUGGGGGGAUUUGUUAUGUGAUACCUACUAUUCCCAGCCCAUUCUGUAGGUGCAUUGAGAAUUAUACAGGAGCUCGUUGCGAAGAGGUUUUUCUCCCAAGUGCCAGCAUCCAAAGCAAAAGUAACCUGUCGGCAGCUUUCCUGGCCCUGGUGAUCCUAGUCACGCUCGCCAUUGCAGCACUCUGCUUCCUAUGCAGGAAGGGCCACCUUCAGAGGGCCAGUUCUGUCCAGUGUGAGAUCAGCCUGGUGGAGAGGAGCAGUACCAGUGCCCACCACAGUCACAGAGAUCACUGAAGACACACCCAGUGAAGGUCACUAUUUCGGUUACCUCACAGAGGCAGAAAGGGAACCACACGGUGCGAGACGGAGCAACAUCACAAGGAGGACCAGACCGUAAAAUAUAUCAACAGGCAAUGCUGACAGAGCCCAACUCUGAUAUUCUUAGUUCUUUGACUGCAAGCAGAAUUGUGUUCAGACAAUGAAGGGACUGGUUCAUUAGCAAUACCUUUCCUUUUUUUUUGAGACAGGGUAUAUUGCUUUGUAGCCCUGGCUGGCCUGGAAGUCAUCAAUGUAGACCAGGCUGGCUCUGAAUUCAAGAGAUUCACCUGCCUCUACCUCCUCAGAGUACAGGGUUUAAAGGCAUACAGUGCCACAUUCCUCCAAUUUGUAAAAACCCCAAGUAAUGAGAACCUGAAAUUGUUUCCAUUCACCCCAGACUUACUUCUCAGAAGUCAGUGAAGACAAGUUGUCCACCUGGCCUCCAGCUAAGAUGAUAUUCAUAUUGCUGAAAGUACUGACUACUCGCUGCAGAUAAUUACUGGCUCCCACCUUACAGCAGUUAUAGCCAAAGACAAGGACCACACGAAGCUCAGGGUUAUCCAGAAGACCUGCAGAGAAGUAAGACACAGGACAGUCUUAAAACACAAUGACGGGCACCAGUGUGUGCUGUGCAGCAGUCAAUGCCUCACACAAGCAAGGACGCAGUUCUAGCGAACCAUGUGAGGGGGCUCCACAUUCCAAUUCCAUGCAUGCCAGUGACCUAGAGGAAGGCUCAAGGGAGCCAGUAGCAUCUAAUUUCCAGAGCUCCAGGCUUCCUUCCACCCAAGUCUCCGGCAGCCUGUUUUCACAGCAUUAAUCUCCGGUGGCUUCUGGGACAGGAAGAAAAUGCAGCUCCUAAUACACCAAAUGUUUUCAUUUAACUCAGCCACAUGACUUCCAUCAGCAAGACUGAAGCUAGAUGGGAAGGGAAAGGAGCCCUGCAGACCACAAUGCUCAGGCUCGGCCAAUCAAGAAUCCCAGUACAUUAACAUCUAACCCCAUGCUACUGACCUAGAGUGUUGUCUUAUCAAAUGUAAGCCUGUCCUGCAACCAGAUUCCAGUUAAAUCUAUUAGCAAUCUUUUAAUGACAGCUUUUGUAAAGACAAUGAUGUGACUUUUUUUCUGAGCUCACACCCACUUUCCCUGAAUGUCUCUCAACCUCCAUGCUGAAAUGUAUAUUAAAAAAUCUCUUAAUAAACUCCAAUUCUGUUACACAACA
Molecule: messenger RNA, 2006 nt
Organism: Cricetulus griseus (Chinese hamster)
Lineage: Eukaryota; Metazoa; Chordata; Mammalia; Rodentia; Cricetidae
Source: RefSeq, a predicted model, not a curated record